This is a messenger RNA of Punica granatum (pomegranate), 1815 nucleotides long. The record is from RefSeq and is a predicted model, not a curated record. NCBI's taxonomy places the organism in Eukaryota, Viridiplantae, Streptophyta, Magnoliopsida, Myrtales, Lythraceae.
CGAUGAUUAGCCUUGGGCCCUCCGGUCGCCGGUGAGACGUAACGAAGAAGAAGAAGCAAGACGAAGGGAGGAAAAAGGGUUUGGCUUCUUCUGCCACCUGCAAGUCCACGGCCCUGUAGAAAGGUUCCUCCUUUCUCACCGAACAGCUCGGAAGACGAAGAAAGCAGCGAUAUUUCUCAACUGAGCUCCCUUCGAUGAAGACGUCGGAGUACAUGGACAAGGAGAUCACUGGGCUUUCCCGUUCCCUGUCCGAUGAUCUCUUCGGUCACGGGAACACCCGCGAUGAUUAUGAUUACGAAGACAGCCUCUCGCCUCGAUUCGGCCUCUACCCUUCACAGCCUCAGACUUCUGCUGACGCAGGGAAGGUCAGGAGCUCCUUCGAUGAAGCCUUGCUUUCACUGAUCGACAGGAGAAUGAAAGAGCACACUGAUGAAGUGCUUCAUGCUGUCAAUAGUGUAAGUGCACAGCUCACUCAACUUGAGAGCAGGACGCGUCGAAUGGAGAAUGCAGUCGAUGAUCUCAAGGAAUCUCUUAACUCUUACCAUGGAAGGGCCGAUGGGAAAUUGCGGGAGCUUGAGCAUCUGUUAAGAGAGGUCCAAGACUGCACUCGGGAUAUAAGGGAUAAACAGGAGAUAGCUGAGGCCCGAAUAGAGCUUUCUAAGCUUGCAAUGUCGAAGGUUCAAGCACACCUGAAAAAGCCGGAGACCACUGCUCAGACGGAAGCAGUUCAAGAAGCUUCGUCUUCCGUCCCUCAACAAUCCGCUCAAUCACUUCCCAUCCCCAUCCCCAUGGCAGCUUCACAGCAGGCCAGCACUCUCCCAGCUCACAUUUCUCCUCAUUCACCUCACAUCAACCCUUCACCUGCUCCACAGCUUCCUCCUCCAUCGGUUCCCCCGCCACCUCCUGAAGUAUAUUACCAGAUCCCACCCAUUCCACAUUCGCAGUCGGCUCCACCGCAGCCUCAUCAUCUUCCUUAUCAACCCUCACCUAUACCUCCACCCAGAAUAUACGAGUUCCAUCAACAACCAGUUAUUCCUACUCCUCCUCCACCUACCCAACAAGCGCCAUCUAGUGUUCAUUGCAAUGACUUCCUUCACUACUCACCUUGGUUGUCCGGGGAAAGCACCCAUAAUCCGUUCUACUCGCCCUUGAUUGGUGGUUCUUUCCAGCAGUUUGAUAGUCCCUACUUGAAGCCGCCUGAACAACCAACAAAUAGGCGUUAUAUGGACGUACCUUCCCAUCCAUCAAUGGAUUCUGAUUUUAACUCUCUCUCCAGGGGUAGCAGGGGCAAUCCGACCGUGGAAACCUCUAAUCCCAUGCAGUCUAGUAAUAAUGGUGGGUACUCAGAGUUGCCCACGGCCCGGAUAUUGCCACAGGCAUUACCAACCGUCUCCAUCAAAGAUCCACAGCGGAGUCCUGAUCGAAGCACGAACAAGGAGCCGGCUGAUGAUGUUGUGGACAGGGUUGUCGGGAUGGGGUUCCGGAGGGAUGUGGUGAGAGCCACAGUGAAGAGGCUUGAGGACGGAGGGCAGCCUGUGGACCUCAAUGUGGUCCUGGACAUACUGACCAAUGAGGGACAGAAUCGGUGAUAAUGUCGGAGAUUACAUUCCCCUAGAUAUGGUCGGAAAAGAAGAUUCUUCCGGUUUGAUCUUCAAAACUAAAAAUGCUGCUGCUUGUCAUUGUACAUGUGUAUGUGCAGAGCGUUUGUCUAUGCCUCUAGUGUUUGCUUGUCCUAUGAUGGUUUGUCAUUGUGCAAAGUUCCUAUGCGUAACUUACAUAGCCGAGCUUAAUGUCACGGUGCUGUUUCUGGUUAAC